GCUCCCCUGCGCAGGUGCCAGGCAGGUGGCUCCGGCCGAGCCCGGCCCCAGCAUGAGCUCCUUCGACCUCCCAGCGCCCUCCCCGCCCCGCUGCAGCCCCCAGUUCCCCAGCAUCGGCCAGGAGCCCCCCGAGAUGAACCUCUACUACGAGAACUUCUUCCACCCCCAGGGCGUGCCCAGCCCUCAGCGGCCCCCCUCCUUCGAGGGCGGCGGCGAGUACGGGGCCACCCCCAACCCCUACCUCUGGCUCAACGGGCCGGCCAUGACCCCGCCGCCUUACCUGCCGGGCGCCAGCGGCAGCCCCUUCCUGCCCCAGGCCUACGGGGUGCAGAGGCAGCUGCUGCCCGGCGUGUCCGGGCUGGGGGGCGGCGACCUGGGCUGGCUGCCUAUCCCCUCGCAGGAGGAGCUGAUGAAGCUGGUGCGGCCCCCCUACUCCUACUCGGCGCUCAUCGCCAUGGCCAUCCACGGGGCGCCUGACAGGCGCCUCACCCUCAGCCAGAUCUACCAGUAUGUGGCCGACAACUUCCCCUUCUACAACAAGAGCAAGGCCGGCUGGCAGAACUCCAUCCGCCACAACCUGUCUCUCAACGACUGCUUCAAGAAGGUGCCCCGCGACGAGGACGACCCAGGCAAAGGGAAUUACUGGACCCUGGACCCCAACUGUGAGAAGAUGUUCGACAAUGGAAAUUUCCGCAGGAAGAGGAAGAGAAAAUCGGAUGUUUCCUCCAGCACGGGCUCCUUGGCCUCGGAGAAAACGGAGCCCAGUCUCCUGGCAGGCAGCCCCAAGACCGCAGAGGCCCAGGACAUCUUGGAUGGUGCUUCGCCGGGUACCACCAGCUCCCCGGAGAAGCAGCCCUCGCCGCCCCCGCCGGGAACCCCGUGCCUCAACAGCUUCCUCUCCACCAUGUCAGCCUAUGUGAGUGGGUCAAGCCCCAUGGGCCGCCCUGUGGCCACGCCGGGACUGAGCCCGGAGCCCGCUGACAAGGUGGGGCAGAACUUGCUGAACUUCACCUCCUACACCCCACUCACCAACAUCAGUGGCCACGCGGGCGGGGGUGAGUGGGCCAGCCCCACGCCCAGCAAUGCUCUGGGCUACGGAGGCUCCGUCCUCAACCAGUUCAGUCCUCACUUCUACAACAGCGUCAACACAAACAGCGUCCUCUACCCCAGGGAGGGCACCGAGGUCUAGAAACACAACAGCUCCCGAGCCAGGUGGACACGCUCGGGGUCCUCCAUGUCAGCGUCCAAGUGGUCCAAGACCUCCAAACUGCCCAGACAUACACAGGAGGCUCAGAGGAAUUCAUCGUUUUUCUAGAACAUUGUGUAAACCUUGUGUUUAUCACAUAUCCAUCCACAGACCCACAACCAGCUUUGCAGUAGAAACACUGGUGCCUGCAUGACAGUAAUCCACUUGGCCAUUUAUUGAGCACUUACCUAUGUGCUGGGUGCUGUACUAAGCUCUUUGAAGGCAUGAUCGUACUUUCUAUCUACAGCCACCUUGUGAGGGUCAUAUAAACCUCCCCAUUUAACAGAUGAGAAAACUGAGGCUUGAGGAAGUUAAGUAACUUUCCCAAGGUCAGACAAACUAGGAAGCGGCAGAGCCAGGAGUCAAGUCCAGGUCUCUAUGACUCCCAAAGUUUGGGCCAAUGAAGGCAGGGAUGCAGGAAUUGGUUGAGCAGCCAAGGAAGGUCAGUGUGGAGAGCUGAUGAUGGCAAGCAUAUGCAAAUCUCCCCACUGCCUUCUGGCCAUCCAUCAAAUUUAGUACCAGCCCUAGGCA
Messenger RNA from Eubalaena glacialis (North Atlantic right whale), 1777 nucleotides. It is a transcript of the gene FOXI1, whose product is annotated as forkhead box I1. NCBI's taxonomy places the organism in Eukaryota, Metazoa, Chordata, Mammalia, Artiodactyla, Balaenidae. The transcript is spliced from 2 exons. Gene Ontology annotation, biological process: regulation of transcription by RNA polymerase II; cell differentiation; anatomical structure morphogenesis. Gene Ontology annotation, molecular function: RNA polymerase II cis-regulatory region sequence-specific DNA binding; DNA-binding transcription factor activity, RNA polymerase II-specific. The record is from RefSeq and is a predicted model, not a curated record. Bases 53 to 1189 code for a protein of 378 amino acids.